Paramecium sonneborni is the source of this 1239-nucleotide messenger RNA. The record is from the annotation of a GenBank genome assembly. NCBI's taxonomy places the organism in Eukaryota, Ciliophora, Oligohymenophorea, Peniculida, Parameciidae.
UUUUUAUUAAAUAUAGAGAAAAAUGGCAAAUUAGGUCGAAUUCAAAUAGCUCGGUUUCUUGAGAGGUCAUGCUGAUUGGGUUACCACAAUAAUCACUAAUUAAGACCCAACUUUGGCUGAUUUAGUAAUUUCAGGUUCAAGAGAUAAAUCAGUUCUUGUUUGGAAAUUAUUCAAACAACCAGAUGGUGAAUUGGCUGGUUAACCAAGAAAAUAAUUGAAAGGACAUUCUCACUUUGUUAGCGAUUUGGUUUUAUCAAAUGAUAACAAAUAUUUGUUAUCAGCCUCAUGGGAUAAGGAAUUGAGAUUCUGGGAUUUGGUCAAUGGAACUUGUACAAAUAGAUUUGUUGGAAAUAAAAAGGAAAUCUUCACAUGUGCUAUGAGUCCAGAUAACAGAUAAAUUCUUUGUGGUGGAGCUGAAAGAAAAUUCAAAUUGUACAAUGUUAAAGCUGAAGAAAAACUUACCUAAUAAAACCAUUUCCAUGCUGAUUGGAUUAGUUGUGUAAGAUAUUCACCAAUCAUUAAAAAUAUCUAACCAUACUUUGUUACAGUUGGUUGGGAUGGUUGGCUCAAAGUUUGGAAUUAAAAUUUCACUAUAAGAUUCUAAUUCAAGGCUCAUGAUUCUUAAAUUAAUAGUGUUGCUAUCAAUCCAUCUGGUGAAUAUAUUGCUACAGGAGGUAAAGAUAAAAAAUUGUACAUUUGGAAUAUUACAGAUUUGAAGAAACCAGCAUUUGAAUAUGAUGCAGGAGGUAUCAUUAAUUAAGUAAAGAUAUUUAUUUAAUUAUUAGCUUGCUUUCCAUCCAUAAUAAAAUUGGAUUGUUGCUGCUACAGAAAAUGGAAUUAAGGUUUGGUAAAUUUCAUAAGAAGAAAAAGCAGAAACCAAAACACCAAUUGUUACAUUAGAUCACCACACUGAAAGUAUUAAUUAUAAUAUAAUCUAUUAGCUGCCGUUGCUGGAGGAGUGAAGAAGAUUCAAAAGCAUGGAGCCGUUUCUGUUGCCCUUGAUGCCAAUGGUGCUAAACUCUAUGGAGGAUUCACUGAUGGAUCAAUCUUAGUUUGGGAAGUUUCAACCAAAAAUUGAGAUAAUUAUGUACAUUAAAACAAUUCCAAUAAUCAUACACUAUAGGCAUAACUGUGAAAAAAGUUAAUAGCUUUUUUAAUACGACUGCCUAUUAAGUUAGGAGGAAGGCGUGCUUAGUGAAAAUGAUUGUUGGAAUUUUAAUACAAUAUAAACAAUUUAAC